This is a messenger RNA of Penaeus vannamei (Pacific white shrimp), 1103 nucleotides long. The record is from RefSeq and is a predicted model, not a curated record. Lineage: Eukaryota; Metazoa; Arthropoda; Malacostraca; Decapoda; Penaeidae.
CAAAAAUAUUAGUACCUUGUAUUGCAUUGGUCGUGGAAAUAUCGAGUGCUUUUAGUGAAUAUAUUCAAUAGUCACACCAUUCACAGCGGUGACCAGCCCUCUCUGCCGCCGCCAUGUUGGACUGCACGGAGCCACUCGCCGGAGGAAUGGCGCAGUUAUCCAACGUUAUCCUCACAGGAUCCGUCGCGAGCCUACACCUCAUGAGGGGAGGAGAGUCGGUCCUGUAUGGAUCCGUCACUUUAGCCAUCUUUUGCCUCGCUGGGUGGAUCACUAACUGGUUUGAUUACAUGAGACACGAAGUCAACAGACAGCCGCAGAGGUCAGACUGCAAGAAAAUGUUGAUUAUAUUGCGCAUUUUAAUCCCAGGUUACAGCACUUUGUCCUGGCACCUGGAGUGGCUGAAGUCACCUACCAGCUGGAGUGCAGAGUACUGGGUGUCUGUGAUGAAGCUUUUCCAGUGUACUUUGGGCGAUCUGCCUCAGGCGAUACUUCAGACAUAUCUCAUCCUCCAUUUUUGGUGGGACAGUACUAUUGACUCUUUGGAUUUCUAUCUGAUAUUUGCCUUGGCGUCUCUUUGCGUGUCAAUGGCCGUGUGUUCCGUCGUCUGUUACAUCAGGAAGGAAUAUUUCGAAGAAGAACAUGACAAACUCAAGAUCACUGAUUUUCUGGUGAUUGUUAUCCCAUCGAUGCGAAUUGGAUCGAAACAUAUCAAAACAGUUGAAGAAUGUAACAUCGAUUUAGAGCACAAUAGAUAUCUUCUCUUCUCAUUCCCUUCUCUCUUUCCAGGUGGCCGCGUGGUUUCUCUAGCAAUGGUGGGAAACGUGUACAAAGUAAGCUGGAUGGCAGGAGGCUCCGCAUUCAUCCUAAUUACCAAUUACAUCAUGAGUCUCAAAAUGAAACGAGGUCUGAUGAUGGUGAAUACCUUUUUCUGGCUGUUGUUGUCCCUUCCUCAGAUAGCUAUGUAUAACAAGAAGCUCGCACAGUGGGGUCUGUUCCUGGGGCCCUUCCUGGCGCAGGUCCUCGCUCUAGUCCUUCUCCUGUGGAAGUGGGAGGUCGUUGAGGUUGCCUUCAGGAGGUUUGAAAGGCUGUUGAAGAAAGUGUAG